AUGUCCCUUCCUGCGGUCGACCUCAAUUCUUUGGUGGCCACCCAAUAUUUAUCGGCGGUCGCGGUUACACUGACGCUCUAUGAACGCCUACUUGUAUUCGAGAAGGAGGUCGAGUUGAUAUGGCGACAGCCAUGGUCAGCGCUGCCUAUACUCGUCCUCCUUGAUAUGUACGGAAGGCAGGCCAGUAUGCUGUUCAUCGCAUACGUGGUAAGCGGCAUCUCGACCAACAUCAGUGACUCUUUGUUAGCCUUCAACCGAUUUAUCGCGACAUACGGACUGUUGAGCACUGCUUCGAUUCAAUUUGUAUUGGUUCUUCGUAUUUAUGGUCUCUGGGACAACCGGCGCAUCAUCACUAUAGCUCUAGUAGGCGGGUUUGUCGUAUUUUACGGCAUCACAGUGGCGUUUGCCGUCGUCUCUACAAUUCAAACAUCUGCGACCGCACAAUAUAACGAGGUCUACCACGCGUGUGGAGUGCCGCAUAGACCGCUGUAUCUCAUAGGCGCAUAUGCAGGAACGCUCGCGUAUUAUAUUUAUGUCAUGAUUCUCCUGGUCAUCAACUCUUUGAACAGGCCUCGGAAACGCGAUUUCGAGAUCAUCAAGAAUCUAUACCGCGAUGGAGUGUGGACACUGCUGGUCUUCACAGUUCUCCAGCUAGCGCGGUUGAUGCCUGCGAUCUUUGGAGGGACGGCGCAGACAUUGCUUACCCCUUUGAUUACGUGGGCGCUGGACGGGAUUCUGAGCUUCCGACUCUAUCUGACAUUGAAACAAGUCGAAGUGGAUGCUCGGAAAGGAUGGAAGACUGUUACCGGCUCGCAGCAGGUGUUCGUCUUCGAAGAAGUGGAGAUGGACUUGAAGUAA
Fomitopsis serialis is the source of this 858-nucleotide messenger RNA. RefSeq lists its product as uncharacterized. NCBI's taxonomy places the organism in Eukaryota, Fungi, Basidiomycota, Agaricomycetes, Polyporales, Fomitopsidaceae. The record is from RefSeq and is a predicted model, not a curated record. Bases 1 to 858 code for a protein of 285 amino acids. The transcript is spliced from 12 exons.